UUAAUUAAUUCAAAAGUCAUUAAAAUAUUCAAGUAAUUUUUUAUUUUUAUUUUUUUUGAUAAAUAAGAUCAAGAUAUUCAAAUAAUAACAUUUAAUUUAUUGAAUUGGUUAAAAAUAGGAAUUUAUUAAAAUCAAGAUGACUUAUUAAUACAGGAUUAGCAUUAACCAUAUAUAAAAUAGCAUAUCUUUUGAUUGGGAUAUCACAACCCACCAUUUCUUUCACUAAUUUUAUUAUUAUACCAGUCCAACCACCAAUUCCACCAAAAUACUAUAAAAGCCCAAAAGUCUUAAAAUGUUACACCAUCCACCAGUCUAUGCAUAACUGAAGUACUUAACUAACUUCCCUACCAUCAAAACUUUCAGCCAACAGAAGCAUCACAUAGCCAUUUAUCCCACACCCUCUAUGGUCAUCUCAUCCCACUCACCGAGUUCGCAAAACGACUCAUCCUCACCUAUGACUUCUCUGUUACCUUCAUCAUUCCUAACUUUGGGUAUCCUAUGAAAGCCCAAAAGUCUUUUCUCGACUCGCUAACCGAAACCAUUAAUGUGGUUUAUCUUCCUCCGGUCAGUUUUGAUACCUCCCUAGUGAUGUCGGGCCUAAAAUUCAUGUCCCUGUCAGCAUGACUCGUGUCCCAGCUCUCCGUGACUCGCUCAAGGUCUUAACUGAGUCGAAUCACCUUGUAGCUUUGGUGGUUGAUGUCGUCGGCACUGACGCCUUUGACGUGGCAAAAGUAUUCUGUCUUUUAAGAUACAUUUUCAUCCCUUUAUGUGCAAAGCCUUUGUCUCUUUUUUUGCAUUUAUCUAAGCUUGACGAAACAGGUAUUAGUAACUAUAGGGAUCUACCUGAACCGGUCAAAAUACCUGGGUGCGUCCCUAUUAAGGGAACAGAGUUACUAGAGACAUUUCAGAAUAGAAACAGUGAAUCCUACAAGUUGGCUCUUUACCAUACCAAACGGUACAACGUGGCUGAUGGGGUUAUCAUCAUUAGUUUCAUAGACUUGGAAUCAAAAACUUUUAAGGUUCUGAUGAAGACAGGGUCGGGUAAAUCGCCAGUUUACCCGAUUGGACCAUUGUUACAAACUGGUCCGAUAAGUGGGGGUGGUAGUGGGUAUGAGUGCUUGAGGUGGCUGGAUGAGCAGCCACGCGGCUCAGUCCUAUUUGUGUCCUUUGGGAGCAGUGGGACCCUUACCCAUGAGCAAUUAACUGAACUAGCCUUGGGUUUGGAGAUGAGUGAGCAGAGAUUCAUUUGGGUUGUUAGGAGCCCAGCUAAGAAUGCUGCAAAUGCUGUUUACUACAAUGCGCAAAGUAGUAAGGAGGAUGACCCUAAUAAUUUCCUACCCAAGGGGUUCUUGGAGAGGACAAGAGGAGUGGGUCUAUUGGUGCGGUCAUGGGCUCCUCAGAUUCAAAUCAUGAGCCACAGCUCAACUGGGGGAUUCCUCACCCAUUGGAGGUGGAACUCAAUAUUAGAGAGCAUUCAUGGAGUGCCCCUAAUUGCUUGGCCACUCUUUACAGAGCAAGAAAUGCAUACAGUAAUGCUAACCCAAGAAUUCGAAGUCGCAUUUAGACCAAAGAAGAAUGAAAAUGGCAUUGUUUGCCAUGAAGAAAUCACCAAACAUGUGAGGUAUCUUAUUGUAGGGGAGGAAGGGAAACUAGUUCGCCACAGGGCAAAGGAGCUGAAAGAUGCUGCUGCCAUGGCCACAAGUCAACAUUGAUCAUCUACCAUGUCACUUGCACAGGUGAACCAUAUUUGGAAAAACCAUAAAACUACACCGUCUUCUUAGGGAUGGCGUACCAAUUCAUUGAAACAUAAGGGCUUGGGCUUGGUAACUCGUGAUGGCGAGGCUCUUUCGCCAGAGAUCGAGUCCUCUGUGGUUGUCAUCUAUACUAUUAUAUAAAAUUUACACUUGAGUUGGUUUGGAUAUAUCAUUUUUUUUUUUCAUUUUUUUUAUUUCCGAAAAUGCCUAUAAAAGUAGUUACAUAAAAGCAAUGGCAGUUAUGCCAUAGACUCAGUUUUUUUUUUUUUUUUAAAAAAAAAAACA
Messenger RNA from Camellia sinensis, 2039 nucleotides. Lineage: Eukaryota; Viridiplantae; Streptophyta; Magnoliopsida; Ericales; Theaceae. The record is from RefSeq and is a predicted model, not a curated record.